Cyphellophora europaea CBS 101466 is the source of this 915-nucleotide messenger RNA. RefSeq lists its product as uncharacterized. Bases 1 to 915 code for a protein of 304 amino acids. NCBI's taxonomy places the organism in Eukaryota, Fungi, Ascomycota, Eurotiomycetes, Chaetothyriales, Cyphellophoraceae. The record is from RefSeq and is a predicted model, not a curated record. The transcript has a single exon.
AUGCUCGCCCAAGAGGAUAGCGGCCUUUUCCAGCUACCGAUUGAGAUCCGCAACCGGAUCUUUGAGUAUGCUCUCGAGGAAGACGAUGAUCUGCUCCAGCCGUUUGGUCACGACCGCCUCUAUUUCAGACCAGACCGUCGGUGCCCACAGGUGAUUCAGCUCUUUUUCCUUCGAGCCUGUAAGAGAGCAUAUCAAGAGACGAGAGCUAUGCCGGUAUCGCUUGCCGAUCAUACAAUUUGGCUGGCUGGAGGCCCUUAUCGUCUGCUACCGAACAGCAGGGGAGCCACAGGCAAAAUGUUGGCGUGGCAAGAGAGCCUGAACCGUGAACAGAGAGCGGCGGUGCGGCGAAUCCGGCUUUACACCGAGUCACUCAAACUUCAUGAGCUGCCGUUGGUGUCGGACCUCCACGCCGGGCAAGUCAGCUUGGUUGUACGAGCGUCAAGAGCAUCGGCAUUUGCGCCGCACAUGUGGUCUUACUGUCCGCAGUUCUUCGCACUCUGCCCAUGGUUGCCAGGCUACUGUUUCCCAGAAAUGAUGAGCGCUCAACCGCAAGAACCAGACAUGUCCUUCCUUCGAUCUAAGAUGGACGAAACGACUUGGGGUGGCCGAAUCAGUCAGAUCGAGGGCUUGGAAAAGUUCAGAUUGGAGUUGGAGGCCCCCGAACAUCUGAAGGACGACUUUGAAGCCGUGCUAGCGAGGGCCAAGUACUGGAGGUUCCCAAUCUCUGGGAGCUUUGACGCGCUUCUGCCCACAGGUGAGGUGCGAAGAUGGUCGUGGAAAGGAUACGCAGAACCAAGGGCGGACCAUGAAGCCUCUUUGACAGACGAGGCAGUGGCUUUGCUACCUCAGACGACCUACAUGGUGGCUGAGAUAAGCUGGAUAAAGUACAAAGACGGAGUGGCGGACUACAUUUAG